AUGAUGACAAAUAAACCUAUUAAAAUUACUAAUAUGGCUCUACAGCGUUUAUUAAGUCUUAACUGCUUGGAGAUGAAUAAAGUUUAUUUAAGAAUAUCUGUAAAACAAGGAGGUUGCUCUGGUAUGUCCUAUUUAAUGAAUUUUGUAAAAUCAGAAGAUCUACAAAAAGCUGAUUCAAUUAUUGAAUUUGAGAAUUUUCAAAUAGUAUGUGAUAGUAAAAGUUUAUUGUAUUUAUAUGGUAUGUCUUUAGACUAUGAAGAUUCUUUAAUUGGUGGCGGUUUUCAAUUUAGUAAUCCUAACGCGCUUAAUACGUGUGGUUGUGGAAAAUCUUUUUCAGUGUAA
Chondrus crispus (carragheen) is the source of this 342-nucleotide messenger RNA. The record is from the annotation of a RefSeq genome assembly. Lineage: Eukaryota; Rhodophyta; Florideophyceae; Gigartinales; Gigartinaceae.